CAAAAUUACCUCAUCCUUAUUCCCAAUAGCGAUAUUUUGAUUGUCCUCACAUGCGUGAUUAUACGCGUAGGAGGCAUAGUGGACAAUCAACAAAUUGAUGGUACUUGAACAUCACACUUUCAACUUACUGUGACCAGGAAUAUCGACCAGGAAAAUGGCAAACCGCAACUCGCUUAUAGUCCUCGUCUUACUAUUUUCUACUGUGGCGAAUGCUACAGAUACGAAUUACGCGAAAAUAAUAAGCUAUGAAAAUUCGAACCACGACCCCAACAACUACCACUUCAAAUACGAAACAAGUGACGGUACUGCUCGAGAAGAGUCCGGGUAUGUUGUAACAGUAAAUGGCAAGAAUAUUCUGACGGUACGCGGUAAAUACUCCUAUACUGGAACGGACAAUGUUCAGUAUGUCGUUAUGUAUGUCGCCGACGAGAAAGGUUACAGAAUUGAAAAGAUGGAUCGGGUACCUGCACCUCCAGUAAUGCUUCACUCACCAAUUGCACCAGUUUUGAGUAUAAGCAGUAAUGCUAUAAAAAGCUUGCAGGGAGGUCUUGGUUAAAGCUGUGGUUUAAUUCUGCUGUUAGCAAAACGUGUUUAUGGUAACACAACUAACAGAAUAUAAAAAAAACAGAAAAAAAAAAACGCCGGAGUAAAUGAUAAAUGAGGUUCUAACAAAAUUGUUUUAUAUUUUCAUUCUUUCUUGGAAUAAAAGCUUUACUUUGCAA
Molecule: messenger RNA, 722 nt
Organism: Photinus pyralis (common eastern firefly)
Lineage: Eukaryota; Metazoa; Arthropoda; Insecta; Coleoptera; Lampyridae
Product: endocuticle structural glycoprotein ABD-5-like
Exons: 3
Coding region: 155-556 (133 amino acids)
Cellular component (GO): chitin-based extracellular matrix
Molecular function (GO): structural constituent of chitin-based larval cuticle
Source: RefSeq, a predicted model, not a curated record